Sphaeroforma arctica JP610 is the source of this 1056-nucleotide messenger RNA. RefSeq names its product V-type proton ATPase subunit D 1. The transcript has 4 exons. Gene Ontology annotation, cellular component: vacuolar proton-transporting V-type ATPase complex; plasma membrane proton-transporting V-type ATPase complex; proton-transporting V-type ATPase, V0 domain. Gene Ontology annotation, biological process: vacuolar acidification; vacuolar transport; proton transmembrane transport. The record is from RefSeq and is a predicted model, not a curated record. The coding region runs from base 1 to 1056 and encodes 351 amino acids. Gene Ontology annotation, molecular function: proton-transporting ATPase activity, rotational mechanism. NCBI's taxonomy places the organism in Eukaryota, Ichthyosporea, Ichthyophonida.
AUGUACUUAUUCUCGUCCAACGACACAUGGCUACCACAGAUUGUAUUCCUUUCUACCUGGCCUAUCCAUAAUGUAUUCGUCCAUUCUGAUUUAUUCAUACCACGCCAUGCCACAUCACAUCAUGCCACACUAGACCUCAAGCUGCAUCUGGCGAGUACGCACUACGGGUCGUUCCUGUCUGACGAGUCUGGCGCUCUGACUGUGCCAGUGAUCCAGGAGAAGCUGCAGGAGAAGUUCUUGCAGAUGUUCGAAAUCAUGCGUGCCCAGGUUGUAGAGCCGGCCAACACUUUCUUCGAUUACAUAACCUUCAGCUACAUGAUCGACAAUAUCAUCCUACUCAUCACCGGGACACUACACGACCGUGACAUCUCGGAAUUGAUCCCCAAGUGCCAUCCUUUGGGUAAAUUCGAAGAAAUGGGUUCCCUGUCCAUUGCCACCACCCCGGCUGAGCUUUAUAACUCAGUGUUGGUGGAUACACCUCUGGCCAACUACUUCCAAUCGUGCAUUGACGAGCAGGAUCUGGAUGAGAUGAACAUUGAGAUCAUCCGAAACAGUCUUUACAAGGCUUACUUGGAGGAUUUCUACAAGUUCUCCACCAGCCUGGGCAACGACACAGCCGAGCUCAUGCAGGAGCUGCUCGCCUUCGAAGCCGAUCGCCGUGCGUUUGUCAUCACUAUCAACUCGUUUGACACAGAAUUGACUAGAGAUGAUCGCCAGAAGUUAUAUCCCAGGUGUGGAAGGUUAUACCCUGAAGGUCUUCAGAAGCUAGCGGCCUGUGACGACUACGAGCAGGUGCGUGCCGUGGCCGAAUACUAUCCAGAGUACAGAGAGUUGUUCGAUGGUAUCACCCCUGGCAGCGGCAAGACCCUGGAGGAUAUGUUCUACGAGUAUGAGGUGCAUCUGUGCAAGAAGGCCUUCCUGACGCACUUCAGCUUUGCCUCAUACUAUUCACUGUGCAAGCUCAGAGAGCAGGAGAGCCGAAACAUUGUGUGGAUCGCCGAGUGCAUCAGUCAGAAGCACAAGGCCAAGAUCGACAAUUAUGUCCCCAUCUUCUAA